Messenger RNA from Moneuplotes crassus, 383 nucleotides. NCBI's taxonomy places the organism in Eukaryota, Ciliophora, Spirotrichea, Euplotida, Euplotidae. The record is from the annotation of a GenBank genome assembly.
UUAACAAAAUAAUAAUAAUAAUAACUAUUAAUAAAUGGAAUCUCAAAGACCAGCCAUCAGAAAGACAAAGUCUAUGGACUUCAAAAUUAUGUCUGUAAUGAAGAAACUCAAUGCAUUCACAUCUGAAGACCUUGAGAAAGCCACUCCCCUCAAGGUGACCUAUAUCGCCAACAAGAAAGCCAGAAUUGUCAAGUGCAGAUGCAGCGAAGGCACUGAUGAAGGAAGUCAGUAAAUACCAAUGACUGAAUCUGAGACAAAGCAUUAGCUUAUAAUGCUUUAAACUCAGAGUUUGGAUAUCAAACGCCAUGAGCCCUUACUAAUUAUAAAAGGCUUAUUGAGCUUCACGAUACCAACUCCUAAUAAUAACUUUUACUAAUAUCUCU